Solanum pennellii is the source of this 1262-nucleotide messenger RNA. Its product is annotated as probable pyridoxal 5'-phosphate synthase subunit PDX2. The transcript has 7 exons. The record is from RefSeq and is a predicted model, not a curated record. Gene Ontology annotation, cellular component: cytosol; glutaminase complex. Gene Ontology annotation, molecular function: glutaminase activity. Bases 315 to 1070 code for a protein of 251 amino acids. NCBI's taxonomy places the organism in Eukaryota, Viridiplantae, Streptophyta, Magnoliopsida, Solanales, Solanaceae. Gene Ontology annotation, biological process: pyridoxine metabolic process; pyridoxal 5'-phosphate biosynthetic process.
AAUCUCGUAAAUUUAAAUUAGUUUGAACUUCAAUAUAAAUACAAUAACCAAACAAAAACCAAAAUAUAAAAAUAAAAAAAUCACUCCAAAAAAGAUCUUUUUUUUUUUUUCGAUUUUCAAGAAAGUGUGACGCAGGUGGCCGCCUCCUAGCCGCCAACAGAUAUUAUCAGUGAAGCAAAAGCAAAACACUCACCAAAUUCACCCUUUUUUCCAUACCCUUAAACUCCUUAGCCGCAAUUGCUGUUUCAAGAUUGUGUUUUUUUUUAGUACCCUUUUGUUAAUUUUCAUUGUUUCUUGAUUUUGCAACUUGAAAAAUGGUUGUGGGUGUUCUUGCUUUACAGGGAUCUUUCAAUGAACACAUUGCAGUUUUGAAAAGAUUGGGAGUGAAAGGUGUGGAGGUGAGAAAGCCAGAGCAGUUGCUGAAUGUUAGCUCCCUAAUCAUCCCUGGUGGGGAGAGCACCACCAUGGCCAAGUUGGCUGAGCUCCACAAUUUGUUCCCUGCUUUGCGUGAGUUUGUUCAAAUGGGGAAGCCAGUAUGGGGGACAUGUGCAGGUCUCAUUUUCUUGGCAAAUAAGGCCACUGGGCAGAAAACCGGAGGACAGAAACUAAUUGGAGGCCUUGAUUGUACUGUACACCGUAACUUUUUUGGAAGCCAGAUUCAAAGCUUUGAGACAGAACUUCCUAUUCCUCAAGUCGUAGCUGAAGAUGGUGGUCCUCCAAGUUUUCGUGCUGUUUUCAUCCGUGCUCCGGCAAUCCUUGAUGUAGGACCAGACGUUGAAGUAUUGUCAGACAUUCCUCUAUCAGCCAUAGAAACUCUUAAUUCCAAUCCUGCUAUUCAAAAUGAAGAGGAAUCUACCGAGUCUGGAAAGAAAGUAAUUGUUGCUGUAAAGCAAGGGAACUUACUAGCUACUGCUUUUCAUCCCGAAUUAACUGCAGAUACUCGAUGGCACAGUUAUUUCUUGAAGAUGGUGCCUGAAAUCGAAGGAGGAACUUCUGAUAUUGUGUCAACAUCCACCUCAAAUCAAAGCUUCGGAACGCGUUCAAUUAUUGAUUUUCCCAUAUACCAGUAGCAGAAAAAAAAAUUGCUUGAAAGAAAUGCAGAUGAUAUUAAAAGGUCAAAUGGCUUCUCAUUGACAUUGUUAUGUUUUUAUUUUUGCUAUUUUCAUUUGCUCAUCAUACAUUCUAAAUGGUCUUCAUGCUAAGACAUGAAAUGUUGAAUGCUAUUCAUUGUUGUACAUAAUAUUAAAGGAUUUUCUCUCACA